This is a messenger RNA of Aplosporella prunicola CBS 121167, 150 nucleotides long. RefSeq lists its product as uncharacterized. Lineage: Eukaryota; Fungi; Ascomycota; Dothideomycetes; Botryosphaeriales; Aplosporellaceae. The record is from RefSeq and is a predicted model, not a curated record. The annotation marks the transcript as partial. The transcript has a single exon.
CUUACCCCCGAAGAAACCCGGGUAAAGAAGCUUUCUAGCUUAAUCUACCUAGCCUUUUCUACCGCAUCAGAGGUAAAUAGAGCUAUUAAAAAUAGACUCUUUAUUACCGGGCUCUCUCUCCGAGUCGAGCCUCUUCGAGCCUAUCCCUAG